CACUUCUGGCACUACCGUAAAACAGCCGAGGGGAAGACGAUCGCAAAGAAAUAGUCACGAUGAGAAGCUGAUUGAAGAGUCAGUUGUCGGGCUUGAGUUCUUCCAGCUAUGCGAUCAUCAGGGACGUGAACUUCUUAUUUUGUGUUGUGGAAAAUUACACAAAUUGUGUGUUGCAGAGAUCAAAAGAAAGCUCAGCAACAACCGGAAGGAGUUCAGCCAGCUGAUGAGCCAGCUGACGUAAUUACAUUCCAAUUUUUUCCCAGCUUCCGUUUUUUCCUUCCUCUGCUUGCUUCAACGUUUCAUUAUGGAAGAAACCCAGACUCUUGAAAGUGUGCUAUAUGAGUAGUGAAUGCUAGAACGGCGGAGACAAACAUUUAAUACAGUAGCUCCAUCUCUGAGGACAUGAUGCAGAAGCAAAAGGACAACGAGCUGUCCGCGAUGGAACAUGUGCAAAAACUCGAAGAGUUCAUCAAUUCAACAGAAAUUGAGAAUCUGCAAUCCAUGUCUCAGGCAGAUAAGCUAGAAUACAUUCUUUCAUCAAAGGAUUUUAUGGCCAACAUGGCAGCAGGGCUACUGAUGCAAAAGGACACUGCCAUUUUAGGUGAUGAAGAUGUAAAUUUUGACUCGGAUAUAAAGGGCGAUUUUUCAAGCGCAAAAAACAGUAUUAGCUCAAUUGCAGACUCAAACAUGAACUUUUUAACCAGGUUUUCGAAAGAAGAAAAACUGGAAAUACAAAAAAAAUUGUCCAUCUAUGAUCAUACACUGAAAGCCACCCUAGAUGCAAUAAAAAGUGGGAAGGUCAAAAAUGAACAAGCUUUGCCGCCGCUGUUUCAGAAUUCACCAAUAGAUGCAGAUAUGAACCAGUUAUUGAAAAGCGUGAACAGCAGCAGUGUGAAGAAGUUGAAAGUCAACAAUGAUAUAUCCGUGUCUAUAGAAACUACUUCUGAUUCGCCGAGCAAUGGGCAAAAUCCAAAUUCUCUCCAGUACGAAGCUAAAACGAAAGAGGCAGCCGACAAAUACACAGAACAAAUGAUAAAAAUAAUAAAUCACCACAAGAAAUUUGAUAACUUUUUUGAUGGUGUUCAACAGAUCGAGGAUCCGAGUGAUAGAAGCAAGAAUUUCGAAAAUAAUGAAAAAUAUGGUUCUAGCAGUCAGGACGAGUCGUGUAAGUUGACUUUGGAGUACGAUAAGAAUGGGAAUUUGAUCCACACCGGAAGUGAAGAUGCUCUAAAGACUAAAAUCAAUGCCCAAAUUGUCAAAGCGCUGGAAACAUUGAAAUUAGACUACAAUUUAGAGGAAGAUAUUGCUAGCGCAAUAGCCAAAUCUUUUGAAAAUAAUCAUCAUUUAUUGCCUAAAGCUGAGGAAUCAAAUUUUGCUUCAGAUGAAGAAUUAGAUAAAAAAGGAUUAUCUAUUGACACGUUCACGUCCCAAUUGGAGCAGUAUAAAGAACGCUAUAUGCAACAACUUGAAGGCUUAUCAAAUUCUGCAGAGUUCGGAUCUUACGCCUCAAAAGCCAAUCAGCAUUCUGUACAAAAUUCAUCGGAGCAAUUGCAGAACCAGCAAUUUGAAACUCAACACUCCAGACCACACAAUGCACAACACAAAGAUGAAGAAAGGGAAAGUACUAAUUUGAAAGGUCAAGUCAGGCACGCUAAACAGUCGAAGAUCAACAGGAGUAGACGAGAAACCCCGAAAUUGGAAUAUUACACUGAUCCCACACCUGAGCAGAAACAAAAGUUGCGAAGGGAGUGCAUGGAAAAGCUACGGAUUCAAGAUCUCCAAUUGAAUGAGGAGGUUACAAAAAAAUCAAAGAAAAAGAAAAACAAGAAAAAGAAGAAUUCGAACAACUCUCUCGCUACAAAUGGAAUUGGAAACACAUACAUUGGCAAUUCUCACAGUGAUGCCUGGUUAUGUGAGUUAUGCGAAUACAAAAUUGUUUACGGAGAAAUACCAGUUUUUUUGACCGAGUGGUUACAAAAAAAGGCCAAUCACCACGAGAAAAUGGAAACGUACCAGCGGUAUUUAUUGGAGCAAAGAAAAGAGAGAAAACUUCAACAGAAUAGAGCCCGUCCCGAUUGCCAAAAUCCGAACCAUCAGCACGAGCAUGACGGUGGAUGUAGCCAUAGUCACACACACAACCACCAUUUGGAGCAACAUCAUGGAAAUUGCCAUCCUCAUGAUGAAGUUCUUUCAGCCCAUGAAUCCCUUUCGUUCUCUCCACCCCCACCACCACCUCCACCACCGCCACCUUCAAGUUCAAUUACUUGGUGAGGGUAACUUUGGAAAGAAUUUUAGUUCUCAGGAUAUGUAAAAGCCCUGUUUGUUUCUAUGUACUGCUCAUGCUCUUAAAUUUUAGAAAAUGUGUAGGACUUGAUUGUUUAGUGUUCGGCUCAUCUCAAAGGUAUCCGAGAUGCCCUAAUAAAUAGGCAUUUUCACAUUUAAUGCUCUAAUGCGUCAAAAAGAUUGUCUCACUCUUAUUUUUCUCGCUUUUUUUAGAAUAAUUCACAAUUUUUU
Pichia membranifaciens NRRL Y-2026 is the source of this 2514-nucleotide messenger RNA. RefSeq lists its product as hypothetical. The record is from RefSeq and is a predicted model, not a curated record. Bases 403 to 2271 code for a protein of 622 amino acids. The transcript has a single exon. Lineage: Eukaryota; Fungi; Ascomycota; Pichiomycetes; Pichiales; Pichiaceae.